ACUACGGGCGGAUGUUCGACGCUUCCCCAACAUCAAAAGUGACUGCCCAAAAGGGCUUGCGCAGUUUGGACGACGGCCGCCCAGUUGACAGCCGGCCGCCGCAUUGGUUUUCGCAUCGGCUGCGUGCGGUGGUGAUUGCCGCCGCACUGUCUUUGUGCCGCCAGCUACAGACAUCCGUCCAGUGGUUGUCGGUGCGUUUUUGGCAGCAGUCAGCACUGAUGGACUAUUACGCGAAUUAUUUCAUGUAUGACAAUGUCGCGUCCAAUCUGCCACCUCCACCGCCAGCCCUAGCGUCCAACUUUGAGCCGCUGCUUCAUGCGAGCAUCCAUCAGAUGCCCUCGGGUGCAGCUCCAAAUCUUAACGCCGUCGGUCACCAUCGCAGCUGCGGCGAUGGCUCAUGUACAACACAGCGUACACCGUCAAUGGUCACUUCCGGCUAUCAGACGUACUUGUCGUUUGUCAGCCCAGUGAGCACAGUGUGCUCUACAGGGUGCACGUAUGGUACGGCGACCAGCUCUUCAAACGGCUCGCUGAACGGCCUUGGUAGUCAAUUCAGCACAUGCAGCUACAGAACACCAGACGCUCUACAGUCAUUCUUCAACCCAGCUAACUUGUCAUAUAAGUUUUAUCCCACACCUCGGUCACUCACGACAACAGGGUUCGCUGAGUCAACUGCCGGCGCCAGCUUCCAGACGUUGCCGGUUGCUAACGACUACCUCAACAACACGAGCGGCAACUUCUCGAACUACAUUGCGUCUAUCACUGGUGGCGAGCGGCGCAAGCAACGACGCAUACGUACGACGUUCACUUCGUCACAGCUGCGUGAACUAGAACGCGUCUUCCAAGAGACACACUAUCCGGACAUAUACACGCGGGAAGAAAUCGCUCUGAAAAUAGACCUGACCGAAGCUAGGGUACAGGUUAGUGUGCGACUUUCCAGUAGCAAUCUCCCAUGUAUAGUGCGACUGUUGCGAAAAUUACGGUGACC
This is a messenger RNA of Soboliphyme baturini, 988 nucleotides long. The record is from the annotation of a GenBank genome assembly. NCBI's taxonomy places the organism in Eukaryota, Metazoa, Nematoda, Enoplea, Dioctophymatida, Soboliphymatidae.